AUGAAUUCCUUUAGGCAUUUAUGGCGAGCAACGUCUAUUGUGCGAAACGUACUAGUGAACAACAAAACAUUCUCGCGGCAACUAGCCACAGCCACAAUAACUCCAAUAAAACCUAUUGAAGAUGUACCGAGUGCAGUUGAACUUGACAAACUUUACAAGAGAGUGGAAUUAGAAAUGCGGGGCAUAGAUCCCGCUGUCCUACUCAGUUACUCCUGGUUUUGUAUUGCUGCUGCCUCUCAUUUAGGCAUAGAAGUCACCAAAAGCUGGGCAUUAAGGAAAGCAGAGAAAGAAAGGCACACAUUGCUAAGAUGUGUCCACAUUUACAAAAAACACAGAGUACAAUAUGAAAUCAGGACAUAUUUUAGAUUUGUUCACUUGCAACGGCUUACCGGAUCUACUUGUGACACAUAUUUAGAAUAUAUACAGAGGAACCUUCCAGAAGGGUGCGCUUUGAAAGUCACUAAAGUUGAAUGUCAGAAUUUACCGGAACAUUUGACGCCACCAAAGGAAUGA
Danaus chrysippus (African queen) is the source of this 513-nucleotide messenger RNA. NCBI's taxonomy places the organism in Eukaryota, Metazoa, Arthropoda, Insecta, Lepidoptera, Nymphalidae. The record is from the annotation of a GenBank genome assembly.